CAUUCUCCUCUUCUCUCUCUCUCUCUCCCUCCUCCCUCACUCUCCAAGCGUGGCCUCUGCCUCUCAUUACUCUCUCUCUCGCUCUAAACAUUUCUCUCUCUAAAACCCUCCAUCUGUAUAUCUAGCUAGACCAUCAAAAAACACAAAUCAGUUACAGUGUCUCUUUUGUUCCCUUCUCAUUUCCUCUCACUCAUAGCCAAAAAACAACAAGGUUUCUGUCCUUGGAAUGUCUGAAAUUGUUCUUCUACCUCCUAUAGUAUCACUCCCUCUCUUUUGCAGCUUUUGACACUCUCAAACCAGACAAUUACAAAAGAGAAACAGUUUUUAUCAUCUUUGAACCUUCUUCUUUUGUGUUUCUCAAGCUAUAUACUUCACUACUUGUCCUGAAUUUCCAUCAUAUGAAAUAUUCAUCAAGCAUAAAUCAAGAAAUGGAGAGGUGGGAUCGAUAUCGGUGUCGGCGAGAACCAGAAAACCCUAACCCAUCUUUCUCCUCCACUCUUCUCGACGCCAUCUACCGUUCCAUCGACGAAGAUGGUGAGAGAGAAGAAGAAGUCGUGUUUUACAGAGAAACCACGAGAAAGAAACACAGCAACUGCGCUUUCAAGGCCGACACUGCUAUGGAUGAAGACAUGGCAAGUCUCCAACGAGCCUGCAUGAUCGAGAAGUGGAUGGACAAGAAGAAGGUGAGUGAGAAGCUCGUCCUCCGCCGGAAUUCAGCUCCGGAAUUCGAGAGAAAACGGAGAGACCACCACGGUGGUGGUCGUGGCGAGUCCUGGUUCCUGAACUCGAGCUCUAGCUCUUCUGAUUCGAGUUCCGGAGGAGGGUUCUCUUCCUCCGAAGCUGAAUCCGUUUAUGGACAUCCGGCUAGGUCAUCCGCCGGUGGUGGUGUCGCCCACCGGCUGAGCCCUAUCCGUACUAGUAGCUCAGCUCAUCAACAUGAAAAGUACUCAACAGUGACAAAACCUGAAAGCGGUUUCAAGUGCUCCAAGAAAUCAAAAUCCUUAAAGAAUAUAUAUGGAGAUCUCAAGAAAGUAAAGCAACCGGUCUCACCCGGUGCUCGUCUCUCCAGCUUUCUCAACUCUAUAUUCAGUGCCGGAAAUGCAAAGAAAGCAAAGGUUUCAUCAUCUUCCUCAUCGUCGCCGGAGAUAAAAUACUCCAAUUCUGCUCAUUCCUCAACAUGCUCAUCAGCUACUUCAUUUUCGAGGUCCUGUCUCAGCAAAACACCCUCUUCUAGAGGAACACUGAGCAAUGGCACGAAAAGGUCUGUUAGGUUUUAUCCUAUUAGUGUGAUAGUUGAUGAAGAUUGUCAACCAUGUGGACACAAGUCUUUGUAUGAAGAUGAACCGAGUUUGGAGAAGAUUAAAGAUAUCAGAAACUCCAUCAAUGAAGAGCUUCAGCUCCAUAUAAUGGAGAAGCACAGGCGAGUCGAGGAGGCUGCGAGAGAGCUACUGAGGAAUUAUCAGAAGAAGGUCGAGUGUGAGUUUGAUAUGAGAGGUGGUGUCUGCAACAAGAAGAACAACAAUGAAGUGUUCGAUGAUGAUUACGACGACGAUGACGGUGCAAGCUGUGCGAGCUCGGAUCUUUUUGAGCUCGAUAAUCUCUCUGUGAUCGGAAUUGAUGGGUAUAGUGAAGAAUUGCCAGUGUAUGAAACAACCCAUCUCGAUACUAAUCGAGCCAUUGCUAAUGGCUUACUUGUGUAAUUCAAAAAAUAGAGAUGGUGAUGUUUUUUUUUAGUUAUUGGUUUGGGGUUUACUUCAAGAGAAAUAAAAGUUAUCAUUUCUCUACUAA
This is a messenger RNA of Cornus florida, 1788 nucleotides long. Its product is annotated as protein BIG GRAIN 1-like B. Lineage: Eukaryota; Viridiplantae; Streptophyta; Magnoliopsida; Cornales; Cornaceae. Bases 399 to 1700 code for a protein of 433 amino acids. The transcript has a single exon. Gene Ontology annotation, biological process: auxin-activated signaling pathway. The record is from RefSeq and is a predicted model, not a curated record.